AUGGGCAUUGAGGUCGAGGCAAAGCACGAUGCUUGGUGCAGCAUCAAGAAAACGCUAAGGUGUUCUAUCAGAACAAGCUGGAGAUGUGCCUCUGAACAUUGGGCAAUAUUCAGCCUAGUGCUACUGCUCUACCUGCUGUACAAGUACACGCCGGGUUUCUUCGCUUUCCUGCUUUCCACUUCUCCGGUGAUUAUAUGCACCAGCCUUCUCCUUGCUGUGCUGCUAUGCCAUGGGAGCGCACACCUACCGGAGAUCCAUGAAGAAAAGAAGGCUCCUGAACAAAGUUCAGCUGGGAGCUCGUCCAGAAAUGUUCGUACUGAAGAACAACAGAGAUUUUCAGUGCCUACAUUGAAGAAGAACAUAGCCAGGGAGGCAAGUUUUGGCAGAAGGGACUGGAACAAGCAUGCUGAUCUGGAUGAAAAUGUUCCUUUGCUGAAGCAAGAAGUUGCUACGGAAGAGUACAUGAAGUAUAAUGCAGAAAAAGAGUCUAAAGGUGCAUUUUCUAGCAAGGAUGAGUAUGCCAAUUCAUUCAAUGACGUGCAUCGUAAUACAGUUGACGGGGAAGAGGCCACCCUAGGCCUUUGCUCUUCAAGUGAGAAUGUCAGUGAGGAUGUUAAAGUGGUGGCAAAGCCAGAUGGUCAAGGGACAGUAUCUGCAGAUGCACAGAGUGGUGAGGUGGCAGAAGUUUCAGACCAUAAGUCUGUUGAUGGAACUCCAGGUAAAUGCAAAUGGGGUCGUGCUGUUUCCGUGCGCCGGAGGAAGAAGCUUGCUGAUAUAAAGAUUGAGGCUAUUAAUUCUGUUGUGGACAACCAAUUAGACCAUUCUUUAUGCUCGCCAUUCGAUACAUUUGGCAGCCAUGAUAACAGUUCAUCAGGUUUUGACCCUGAUAAUGCAGAGAGACACUCUCCUGAUGUUUCUAUGACAGUCACUGCUCCGGUGCUUGAUGAGACAGAGACGGGCCCUCCUUUGGGUGUUGAUUGCUCUUGCCCUGAUCUCGUUACUACUGAUGAUUCAGACAAUCAUUUCAACAUAUCUUCUUCUCAACCACAGAGUGUUAACAAUGAAGUGGCUGACAAUAGCAAGGCCAAAGAUGAUGGUGAGGAGAAGGAUGAUGCUGGAACUGAGCCUGCACUUCUGUGGACAGGUGACAACGAGACGAAUGUCAUGGAUCUUGGGUACUCCGAAAUCGAACGGAACCGUCGGUUGGAGACACUGAUGGUGAAGAGAAAAUCAAGGAAAAACAUACAAUUUGACCCUGACAGCAUGGGCGGUGUAGCAGAUGAUGUAUCACGAUUCCGUCCCCACGUUCAGCCUAUUUCAGUUUCAGCACGAAGGAUGAACCUCUUUGCUGAUGAUGCAGAAAUUCCAGGCUCGGCUCCUCCUAUUCUGCAUCCACGAGACAAUAAUCCCUUUGAUUUCCUUACUGAUGAACAAUCAGACGACAGUGGCCUCCCUGCACCCGAUAAUCUGGAACCCCAGGAACCGAUGCCAGUGCCGCAUCAAGACGCGGUCUUCAGAAGGCACGAGAGCUUCAGCUUCGGCAGGCCGCCUCAGAGUCAGAGACACGGACCCAGCAGGUUCAAGCCAUGCUUUGCCCUGGAGGAAUUCAGCCUUGACGAAGCGAGCGCGAGCAGUUUCCAGAGGCAGUUCAGUGACAGGAGCGUGUCAAGGUUGAGCGUCGUCUCCGAGUGCGACACGGUCUCUUCAGUCGGCGAUCAGGAGCACAACGACCUCAUACGGAGCUACAUCCGCGGGGUGCGCGAAUCAUCGCCGAGCCUGCUAGGACAGGACGGCGGCGAUGGCGACGCUGUGUCUGUGUGUGCUGGAAACGAGUGCUCUGACGGGAUCGGCUUCGUGGACAAUGAGGCUCUGAAUGCUGUCAUCUGCUGA
Miscanthus lutarioriparius is the source of this 1890-nucleotide messenger RNA. Lineage: Eukaryota; Viridiplantae; Streptophyta; Magnoliopsida; Poales; Poaceae. The record is from the annotation of a GenBank genome assembly.